This is a messenger RNA of Ordospora pajunii, 597 nucleotides long. RefSeq lists its product as uncharacterized. NCBI's taxonomy places the organism in Eukaryota, Fungi, Microsporidia, Ordosporidae. The coding region runs from base 1 to 597 and encodes 198 amino acids. The transcript has a single exon. The record is from RefSeq and is a predicted model, not a curated record.
AUGAACGAAGACGGCCCAAGGCUAUCGAAGCUCAAGCUUGCAUACAAGAAAGCAAUCCAGGAAGUGCUGAAGGAGGAAAGGAAGAUAAGGGAGAUUCUUCUUGAUCCAAACACGGUUGUUGAGGACUCUUUCUUCGUCAGUAACUCGAAAGUCGAAGAAUCGUUUGAUGAGCAGCAGAGUAUGGAUGAAGAUGCCAUAAACAAGGCAGUAAAAGAAAUAUUCCUUGGCCUCAAAUCAAAGCUGUCCGACACAUUCAAAAAGAAGGUGUCCGAAUACAGCAUUGCAAGCAAGCUAAACAAUCUAGACAAGGAAAUAGCAAAGGAAAACACAUACAGCAAAAGCAUAACCUGUAACGAAUACAUAAAGGAGAUCUUUGAAUCGUAUCUGGUAGAUCCGAAGCUAAACUACAUAAGAUACAUCGAGGAGGCAAAGAAAGAGUCAUCAGAGCGCAUCAAGGCAGCAAACAAAGCAAUGGAAGGAAUUAACGAAAGGAUUAGACAGCUAAAAGAAGAAAACGCACUUUAUGACAAAGCUUAUGAUAGCUUGACCAUACAUCUACUGGAAGCCAUGGAAAACAAGAGCAUAAUUGAUAUAUGA